GUGAUCCGUCCUUUCAUCCUGGCGUUUGCCUGCAGCAAGAUGGCGGCGGUCUCAAUGUCAGUGGUACUGAGGCAGACGUUGUGGCGGAGAAGGGCAGUGGCUGUAGCUGCCCUUUCCGUUUCCAGGGUUCCGACCAGGUCGUUGAGGACUUCCACAUGGAGAUUGGCACAGGACCAGACUCAAGACACACAACUCAUAACAGUUGAUGAAAAAUUGGAUAUCACUACUUUAACUGGCGUUCCAGAAGAGCAUAUAAAAACUAGAAAAGUUAGGAUCUUUGUUCCUGCUCGCAAUAACAUGCAGUCUGGAGUAAACAACACAAAGAAAUGGAAGAUGGAGUUUGAUACCAGGGAGCGAUGGGAAAAUCCUUUGAUGGGUUGGGCAUCAACGAUGGAGCUAUGACAUUGAAGAGAGGAAGGUUCCAAAACCCAAGUCCAAGUCUUAUGGUGCAAACUUUUCUUGGAACAAAAGAACAAGAGUAUCCACAAAAUAGGUUGGCACUGACUAUCUCUGCUUGACUGUGAAUAAAGUCCGCUGUGCAGUAUUUAUAGUCCAUGUAUAAUACAUCUCUUAAUCUCCUAAUAAAUUGGACCUUUAAACUACA
Messenger RNA from Gorilla gorilla gorilla (western lowland gorilla), 604 nucleotides. It is a transcript of the gene NDUFS4, whose product is annotated as NADH:ubiquinone oxidoreductase subunit S4. NCBI's taxonomy places the organism in Eukaryota, Metazoa, Chordata, Mammalia, Primates, Hominidae. The transcript has 4 exons. Bases 40 to 402 code for a protein of 120 amino acids. The record is from RefSeq and is a predicted model, not a curated record. Gene Ontology annotation, cellular component: respiratory chain complex I. Gene Ontology annotation, biological process: electron transport chain.